This is a messenger RNA of Eufriesea mexicana, 829 nucleotides long. RefSeq lists its product as uncharacterized. Gene Ontology annotation, biological process: mitochondrial respiratory chain complex I assembly. The coding region runs from base 109 to 771 and encodes 220 amino acids. Lineage: Eukaryota; Metazoa; Arthropoda; Insecta; Hymenoptera; Apidae. Gene Ontology annotation, cellular component: mitochondrion. The record is from RefSeq and is a predicted model, not a curated record. The transcript is spliced from 5 exons.
GUAGUCUGUGGUAUUGAUGAACACCGGAGCUAUUGAAUUAUGUGUUACAAAUAAAUAUCUCAUAUUUUUUAACAUUAACGGCAGAUAUAAAAUUUGAAUAAUUGUAAAAUGACAUCAAUAUUUUCACGUGAAAAGUUUCGCAUGGUAAACCGUCGCAGCCCUGAAAUUCAAUUAAUCGAUGAAUGGAAACCAGUACGCGAAGUUUGGUCGUUAAGGUAUGGAGACAAAAUAAUAGGAGGUAUUGCUGCUGUUAAUGCAGUAUUAAUUAAUCAAAUGUUUAGACGGAAAUUAAAGUUACGUCACGAAGGUGCUAUAUUUACUACAUUAAGUUUAGCAUUCGGCUCGGGAAUUGCAACACAGAUAGGUCAUAAAUAUUUUGUUACAGAAGACAUAAUGAAAUACAGGCGAAAAUGUGUCAUGUGUCAAGAAUUGAAAGCAACUUUAUCAUGCUGUGGUACUGGUAUCUUACAUCCCUUGAUAUUAGCCCCACUGAUAAAUAUUGCAAUUGCUGGAACUAUAGGAUAUAGAAUUCCAUAUUUGUAUGAAGUAAAAGAACUUACUACAUUCUGUUGGAGUGUUGUCAGGCCUCAGUUUAAGAUUCUAUCAUUCCUAUUGUUUACCAAUAUAUUUGUGAGUGCUAUAAUAACAUAUUCUGAAAUAUCAUUAAUGGAGAGAGUAGUAGAUAUUGUAUUAAAUUUCCAAGAGUUGUACCCAGAGGACUCAGGAAAAAUAAGAGAUUAUGAUACAGUAACUGGAAAGCUUUUUAAGUAACUAUCAGAGAAUUAUAGAAACAAACUUACUUUUUAGUGCAUAUAUUAUACAAUAUUUU